Messenger RNA from Vigna radiata var. radiata (mung bean), 1739 nucleotides. RefSeq names its product aluminum-activated malate transporter 8-like. The record is from RefSeq and is a predicted model, not a curated record. Lineage: Eukaryota; Viridiplantae; Streptophyta; Magnoliopsida; Fabales; Fabaceae. Gene Ontology annotation, cellular component: plant-type vacuole membrane. Gene Ontology annotation, biological process: malate transport. The transcript is spliced from 6 exons. The coding region runs from base 48 to 1499 and encodes 483 amino acids.
UUUCUCCUAAAACUUGUAUCACUCCGCACAUUUGUGGCAAAGUUUUCAUGGAUAUUGAGUCAACAAUGGAAGCAAACAAAGAAGAGUUUUUUGUCUAUUGGAAGAACUGCCUCAAGGCUUUGUCUAGGAACAUCAAGUUUAUGGUUAUCAACUUCAUAAAGAGCAUAACAAAGAUUGGAAAAGAUGAUCCCAGACGAGUAUUUCACUCGUUAAAAGUUGCAUUCGCUCUUACCUUGGUUUCCUUGUUUUACUACUCGAGGCCUCUUUACGAUGGUUUCGGAGACGCUGGAAUGUGGGCUGUUCUGACAGUAGUGGUUGUAUUUGAAUUCAGUGUAGGUGCAACUCUCUACAAAAGUUUAAAUAGAGGAUGUGCUACAUUAUUAGCUGGUGCUUUAGGAGUUGGAGGGCAACACUUAGCUUCUGCUUGUGGAGAAAGAGAAAAACCUAUUGUCCUUGGGAUCCUAGUCUUCAUUCUAGCCGCGGGAGCUACUUUUUUCAGAUUUUUUCCAAAGAUCAAGGCAAGAUAUGAUUAUGGAUUGGUGAUAUUUAUUUUGACCUUCUGUUUAGUUGCUGUCUCGGGAUAUCGAGUGGAAGAACUCUUUGAACUUGCUCAUCAGAGACUUUCAACAAUUUUAAUAGGGGUAACAGCUUGCAUGGUCAUCUCCAUUUUCAUUUGUCCAGUAUGGGCAGGUGAAGACCUUCACAAGUUGGUAGCUUCCAACAUAGAAAAGUUGUCAAAUUACCUACAAGGAUUUGAAGUGGAAUAUUUUCAUUGCUCAGAGGAUAAAGAAAAAUGUGAGAAGUCAAUUCUUGAAGGAUACAAAACUGUUCUCAAUUCCAAAGCAAGUGAGGAGUCCUUGGCAAAUUUGGCAAGGUGGGAACCGGGACAUGGUGGUUUUCGUCUUCGACAUCCUUGGACACAGUACUUGAAGAUUGGAGUACUUACUCGGGAAUGCGCUUACAAGAUUGAAACCCUUAACAACUACCUUAACCCGAAAAUCCCUCAGACAUCUUUGGAAUUCAAAUGUAAAAUUCAAGAACCAUGCACAAAGAUGAUUUCAGAAUCAAACAAAGCGUUAAACGUUAUAUUUUCAUCAAUCAAAACAAUGACACAUCCAUCAGCUGCAAAAAGCCACAUCGAGAAUGCAAAAACUGCAGUUGAAGAGCUCAAAUUUACCCUUGAAACUGUUUCUUUGGAAGGAGCUGAACUCCUAUCCAUAAUUCCAGUUGUCACAGUAGUUUCAAUACUCAAAGAAAUCACCAAGUCAGUGGAAAAAAUAUACGAGUCUGUUUCCGAACUUUCUCACUUAGCCUACUUCAAGAGUGUUGCAGAACCCAAUGUGUCACCAGAGAAGUCACACCUUCUUCAUCGAGGUAUCAUAAAACCUGUUGUGGAUAUUGAAAACACAAUCGACCACGUUACAAUCACGAUCCCAGAAAUAACUACAGAUUCACCAGAAAAAGAAAAGACAGCAACAAAACCCUGCGAACGUAUGUAAAUAAUUGUCACUUACUUGAGGCUAGUAAUUGUCAUUGCUCAACUUUUUAUUCUUUUGUUGGGUUAACUAGUCUCCCAUGUAAUUUUACUCAUGUAGUGUUGAGUAGUUAAAUUAAGGUGAGAUGAUUUUUCGUAUUCUUACCUUAAUUUCAUUACUUUACGUUUUCUUUUCUGUUCUACUGACAGGUUGUGUUAGCUGUCAUUUGAUUUACUUAAUUAGCUGCAGAAAAGUAAAUGGUAA